AUGGUUUUCAACCUUCGAUGGGGCAUUCUUGCCUUUGUGAGGGACUUGCUGCGGGCCCCGACUGAAAGGGGAGUUACAGACGUCACUCACACUGUAGCCGCUGUGGCAUCCUCGUCGUCCAAGUCUUCAGCCGAUUCAUUUGUCCAGAGGCUCCAGAUUCCCGAGCCAUGUGCGACAUACGGAUCCUAUGCAGAGGCCGUCAAAGAUGCCAGCGUUCAGGUGGUUUAUAUUGCUAGCCCGCAUUCGCACCACUUUCAACAUACAAUGCUGGCACUGGAAGCCGGGAAGCAUGUUCUAUGUGAGAAGGCCUUCACAGUCAACGCAGCUCAGGCCAAAAUCCUAUGCGAAACUGCCCGGAAGAAGGGUCUUUUCCUAAUGGAAGCUGUUUGGACCCGGUACUUUCCAUUGAGCAUUGAAGUGCGACGCCUCGUGCAAACCGGAGCAAUUGGUGAGGUCCUGCGUGUGAUCUCGGACCUGAGCAUUGGAGAGGAGCCUGAGACUGCCUGGAAUGUCGACCAUCGUAUGGUAAACAAGGACCUUGCGGGUGGCGCGCUGCUUGACUUAGGAGUUUAUGCUCUUACUUGGGUCUUCCAAAUUCUUUACCACACCCUACCUACAUCUCAACGGAAAGCGCCAUCUCAGAUUGUGUCUCAUAUGUCAAAGUAUCCCCAAACCGGAGCAGACGAAGAGACGACUAUGAUCAUAACAUUUCCUACUACAACGCCGACGGCCCUUCCUAACCGAACCUCACAUGCUGUAGCAAUGACGGCGUUCCGCGUUGCUACUGACCCAGACAACCGCGGCUCUGCUGGCCCUUCUAUCCAGAUCCAGGGGACUAAGGGGCACAUCCACAUCUUCGGGCCUGCUUACCGCCCGGAGAGAUACCGCGUGGUGCCGAGUAGUGAGUCAGGAGACGCGACAACUAUCCAGGAUGUUCAUAUGCCUAUCCCUGGCGAUGCGCGCGGUAUGUUCUGGGAAGCGGAUGAAGUCGCUCGCUGUGUGCGCGAGGGGAAACUUGAAAGCGAGACUCUGCCUUGGGAUGAGAGUAUCACGAUUAUGGACGUGAUGGAUGAAGUUCGGCAGCAGGGAGGGCUGAUGUAUCCGGAGAGCAUCGAAUCGACAACUUACCCGUUGCCUCUUUGA
Messenger RNA from Penicillium riverlandense, 1143 nucleotides. RefSeq names its product Gfo/Idh/MocA family protein. Bases 1 to 1143 code for a protein of 380 amino acids. Gene Ontology annotation, molecular function: nucleotide binding. The record is from RefSeq and is a predicted model, not a curated record. Lineage: Eukaryota; Fungi; Ascomycota; Eurotiomycetes; Eurotiales; Aspergillaceae. The transcript has 3 exons.